AUGGGUCUUAAGGGAAGCUGCAUGUGCAAGGCGAUCAAGUACGAGAGUGGCGAGCCCAAGUUCUACGACAUUACCGGAGACUCUGGCAAGAACAACAGGCAUUUCUUCUGCAGCAACUGCGGCUCCAGCCUAUAUACUGAACUGGACCUCAUGCCGGACGUCACCUGCAUCAAAGCUGGUGGGUUGGACGACGGGAAGGCGAGCUUGGAUGGCAAGCCCGCUGUUGAGUUUUACUGCAAGGAUCGUGUCACGUACUUGACGGAUGUCAAGGGUGCCGACCAGAAGCCUGCAUUCUGA
Colletotrichum spaethianum is the source of this 297-nucleotide messenger RNA. RefSeq lists its product as uncharacterized. Bases 1 to 297 code for a protein of 98 amino acids. The transcript has 2 exons. Gene Ontology annotation, molecular function: carbon-sulfur lyase activity. The record is from RefSeq and is a predicted model, not a curated record. Lineage: Eukaryota; Fungi; Ascomycota; Sordariomycetes; Glomerellales; Glomerellaceae.